Molecule: messenger RNA, 648 nt
Organism: Hyaloscypha bicolor E
Lineage: Eukaryota; Fungi; Ascomycota; Leotiomycetes; Helotiales; Hyaloscyphaceae
Exons: 2
Coding region: 20-583 (187 amino acids)
Source: RefSeq, a predicted model, not a curated record
AUUAUCAACCUUCCUCAAAAUGGUUCAACUCACAACCGUCUUCUCCCUCUUCCUUGCCGCAUCCGGCCUCGUCUCUGCACUCCCAAGCCCAGCAACUGAGACCAAAGGCACUCUUGCCGGUCCAUCAGAUGACACCGCUCACGGAAUCUACAUCGUUGAUCUCGCAGACGAUGGCUCCACAACCUGGACUUUCGUUGCACCUAUCAACGAGACGCUGAAAGCGAACCCUCUUACUACCCGUGAUGUCGAUAGCCUCGACAAGCGCGACAGCACGAACUGCAACGGUUUCGGCACUCCUGCUGACGAUGUUAACGUAGCCCAAGGCAACCUCGCCAACCAAUGCGGCAACGGCUACUUCUUCAGCGGGCGCUCCAUCGCCGCUUACUACGGCACCGGCGUGGCGUUCGGCUGCAACUACGGGAAGGGCCAGACGUGCCAUUACAAUGACCUGUGGAGCGACUUCGGGAAUAUUAAUGCUAAGUGUGGGUUCACUCACGGUGCGCAGGCUGGUGCAGGCUGGUAUUCGCAUAGCUCGUGGAAGGCGAGUUAUGGACGGACUUCGAGUGCGAGCGGAUUCUGCUAAAUUGAAUGAGAGGGUGAGAAUUUGGCGAUGAACGUGACUGUUGUGGGGAAGAGGGGGAGAAGGUG